AUGAGAAGAUCGUGGCCGCUGCAUCGCCAGUGGGACAAGAGGUGGCAGAGGAAGCAACUGUGGGUUGGGGUUAAUCCAAAGAGGAACUCUGUAAACGAAGUUUGGAAGAAGUCGCAGCACUACGAGUCCCAAAGUCCGGGAAUACUUGUAGCUGCCUCUGCAGGCUCAUGAAGCCACACCUGAGCGCUGCACCGUCCGCAGCACCAUGUCCUCGUACACCUUCUGCAACGCCCAAACCCGCUUCAAUGGCUCUCUGCACUUCUUCCAGCUUCCUCGUCGGUGUCCAAACGGCACUGACAUCCUCGCCAUACCGGGACAACGCUCAUCUCAUCUCUCUUGCUCGCUUCGUCCUGAGGGCUGCCGAAGGGGGCAUCUCGUAUGCUUGGCGAGCGUCGCCUGCCAAACCUUUUUCCGCCGCCG
Trichoderma asperellum CBS 433.97 is the source of this 420-nucleotide messenger RNA. The record is from RefSeq and is a predicted model, not a curated record. Lineage: Eukaryota; Fungi; Ascomycota; Sordariomycetes; Hypocreales; Hypocreaceae.